GUGCAACUACUAAACGGUCAUACUGCGAAAGAAGAAGCUGAAAACAAAGAAAAUUUUAAGAAAAUUUGUGCAAAAAACUCAAUUUAUAUUGAUUUAAUCUGAUCUAAAAUCAUGACGGAAGACUGGCAGAGUCAGAAGUUUCGCCAGAAUGUCAUUUCCAAAAUACACGACUUGUUGCCGCCGCAUGCCCAGGAUCAGACGAAGAAUGCCAGCGUUAUGGAGAACCACAUCUUUCGCAAGUCCCGCAGCAAGGACGAGUAUCUGGGGCUGGUGGCCAAGCUCUUUAUGCACUACAAGGACAUGUCGCGCAAGACCCAACAGCAGCAGCAACAACAACAACAGCAGCAGCAGCAACAACAGCAACAGCCGCCGCCUCCAAACGCGGAAAUGGGCCAGCAGAACAUGAUGCAGGAUCCGUUGAAUGCGCUGCAGAAUCUGGCCAGCCAGGGCAACCGCAAUCCCCAGAUGAUGCCCAUGGCCGGUGGCGUUCCUGUGCCCGGUGGCCCCGGCACUGCCUCAAAUCUGCUGCAGUCCCUCAACCAGCAGCGUCCCGGCCAGCAAAUGCAGCCCAUGCCCAAUAUACGCGGUCAGAUGCCCAUGGGCGUGGGUGCGGGUGCUGGCGGUCCACAGCAGAUGAUGCAGGUCCAGCAAAUGGGCGGCGGCGGCAAUGCGCCCGGCGUGAUGAACGUAAUGGGUGCAGGCGGUGCCCAAGGACAGGGCCAGAUUGGGGGCAAUGCCGGCCAGCAGAUGGGUGGCAUGCCCAAUCAAAUGGUGGGUCCGGGUCCGAACAGCGGUCCCGCAGGAGGUGCGGGUGGGGCAAAUGCUCCUCCUGGUGCCGGUGCCGGGCCUGUGCCCAAUCAGAUGCAGAGCGGAGGGCCGAUGAAUGUGAAUGCCAUGCAACAGAUGGCGCCCAUGCAGCAGAUCCAGCAGAACCAAAUGGCUAUGGGCAUGAGUCCCAUGAUGCGCAUGGGCCAGGGCAACGGCAUGGGUGGACCCCAGGGCAUGGGCCAGGGCAUGCAGGGAAUGCCGCCCAAUAUGCAGCAGCCGCAGCAUAAUGUCGGCGUGGGCGGACCGGCGGGUCAGCAGCAGCAGCAGCAGCAGGUGGUGCCACCCAAUGCUGUGCAGCAGGGUGGCAUGAAUCCCAUGGGAGGCAUGGGUGUCAAUAUGCCACCAAAUAUCCAGCAGAAGCCCAACAUGGCCAUGGGACAGGCAGGACAAAUGUUUCCCGGCAAUCGUGGUGGCGUCGUUGGCGGCCAGCAGCCCGGACAGCCUUUUAUGCGGUCGAGUCCCUCGCCAGCGGAUGCCCAGCAGCUGCAGCAACAGCAGCAGGCACAGCUGCAACAACUGCAGCAGCAGCAACAACAACAACAGCAACAGCAGCAGCAGCAACAACAGCUCGUGGUGGGAAACCAGACGCCGACGCAACAGCCGCCAACGCCACAAAUGCCCACGCCACAGAUGAUACCCAGUCCGGCACUGGUGCCGCAGUCCAGUCCCCAAAUGAUGAUGCAGAAUCCACAGCGCAACAUCCGCCAGCAGUCGCCGAGCAAUGCCUCCAUCAACACGCCCGGCCAGGUGACUGGCAACAGUCCGUUUAAUCCCCAGGAGGAGGCGCUGUACAGGGAAAAGUACAAGCAGCUGACCAAAUACAUAGAGCCACUCAAGCGCAUGCUCGCAAAGAUCAGCAACGAUGGAACCAAUGUGGAGAAGAUGACCAAAAUGAGCAAGCUGCUGGAGAUCCUGUGCAAUCCCACGCAGCGUGUGCCACUGGAGACGCUGCUCAAGUGCGAGAAGGCACUGGAGCGGAUGGAUCUGAUCUCGAUUUCGGGCCAGCAGUUUGGCAAAUCCUCGAAUCCGCUGCUGGAGGUCAUCAAUACCACGCUGCAGAGUCCCAUAGCCAAUCACACAUUGCAUCGCACAUUCCGACCCACGCUGGAGCUGCUAUUCGGCACAGAUAUCGUGGCUCCGGUGCCCGCUAAGAAAGCGCGCAUUGAGGAGAAGUCCUCGCCUUUUGAGCAGGACGUGCCGCAUGUGCUUCAGGGCGAGAUUGCCCGCCUGGACACCAAGUUCAAGGUGAAGCUGGACACCACGUCGCAGAUCAACAAUAAGUCUAUUCGUUUGAUAUGCUGCCUGGACGACAAGCGACUGCCCAGUGUGCCGCCAGUGAGCGUUUGUGUGCCGGAGGAGUAUCCGUGGCAGGCGCCCGACUGCUCCCUCACCGAGCAGGAGUACUCGGCCACGCCCUUCCUGCAGACCGUGCAGCAGGCUCUGAUUGCACGCAUCUCCAAGCUACCCAAAAACUACUCGCUCUCGCAUCUACUCGACACCUGGGAAAUGGCCGUGCGCCAGGCCUGCUCACCGCAGGCCAAACCCAAGGUUUGUGAAUUUACCGCACUUUUGGGUGUUUAAAUGAAGGAUCUGGAAUGUACUUGGUCCUACGGGGAAACUUAUUCUAUAUCCUAUGGGCUAUAUAUCUAUAUCAAGUCAUCACAUAUUCAGACUUGAUUCGAGGGGAUUCUAAUUUAAUUGAUUCAAGAUAAACCAAUGCAGCAAAUUGUCUGGCAAAGGCAAUUAAAUAUUCGUGGUUAGUGUAAGAGUAUUCUAUAUCGUCUAAAAUAAACCGCAUAAACUUUAAAGCAUCGAAUGAAAAUUAGAAUGGGAUUAGUUGCCAAUGCAUCUUUACUUAUUUAUAUUUUGUAGUAUGAGAUAAAAGUCGCAGGCUUCGUUUAUUUUUAAAUGCUGGCUAGUUAGAGAGUAGGAGCAACACGCAUAAUUAUUGUUUAAUUAUACUAAUCACCCACUUAUUCAUUUAUUUGCUAACCCUUGAGUUUAUCUUCAAACUUGUACCAACAUUUGAAUUAUGAACAAGAAGAGUCUGCUGCAAACGAUUAUAUUUAAAUUAUAUUUCCAUUUCCAAAGAAACAAAAAUGGAAUCUGGAAUCUACUCCUAAAGAUGUGGCCAUUCAGUUAAUGUCGCAAUUUAAAUCUCCAACCAAUCCAUAUUUGAGAUAUAAAAACAAAGUCUUGACUCCUACUAGUCCUCCUAAUUCCUAUCCAUAUCCAUGGAUACCCCCAUAUAGAAAUUUUGUGCCACACAGAAAACUGCACUUUCAAACUGCUUUAUAUUUCUUUGCUUCCCAUUACCCAUCCCA
Molecule: messenger RNA, 3152 nt
Organism: Drosophila obscura
Lineage: Eukaryota; Metazoa; Arthropoda; Insecta; Diptera; Drosophilidae
Gene: MED15
Product: mediator of RNA polymerase II transcription subunit 15
Exons: 5
Coding region: 112-2409 (765 amino acids)
Biological process (GO): regulation of DNA-templated transcription
Molecular function (GO): transcription coregulator activity
Source: RefSeq, a predicted model, not a curated record